Messenger RNA from Sesamum indicum (sesame), 1329 nucleotides. RefSeq lists its product as uncharacterized. Lineage: Eukaryota; Viridiplantae; Streptophyta; Magnoliopsida; Lamiales; Pedaliaceae. Gene Ontology annotation, molecular function: structural constituent of cell wall. Gene Ontology annotation, biological process: plant-type cell wall organization. The record is from RefSeq and is a predicted model, not a curated record.
UUCUAAAUAAGUCCACACAAGGUAGAAGUAGAACCAAAAGUACAGCUGGUGAUUAAUCAGUGAAACUUACAUUAUUCUGAUCGUUAGAAGCCAUGGUGAGGAACACGGAACCCCAGCUGUGGGUUCGGCUAGCUCUCUUCUCCACGCUUGCUGCAAUUGUAAAUGCCGACUUCCCAUCAUGGAGUUCGUGGCUGCCCUACUCGUAUAAUUCACCACCACCACCUCCUCCUUAUACAUAUGCAUCACCCCCGCCACCUCCACCUUACAAGUAUGUGUCGCUGCUGCCGCCUUAUAAGUAUGAGUCGCCACCACCUCCUCCUUAUGUGUAUAAAUCCCCACCACCACCACCCUACAAGUAUGAGUCACCACCACCACCGCCAUAUGUAUACAAAUCUCCUCCACCACCACCUUAUAAGUAUGAACGCCCUCCACCCCCGCCCUACAAGUAUGAGUCACCACCACCUCCAUAUAUUUACAAAUCUCCACCACCACCGCCUUACAAGUAUGAGUCGCCUCCACCCCCGCCGUACAAGUAUGAGUCGCCUCCACCACCACCAUAUGUUUACAGAUCUCCUCCACCACCACCUUAUAAGUAUGAGUCACCACCACCGCCUCUAUAUGUAUACGAAUCUCCACCACCUCCACCUUACAAGUAUGAGUCACCUCCGCCUCCACCCUACAAGUAUGAGUCACCACCACCGCCUCCAUAUGUUUACAAAUCUCCCCCACCACCACCGCCAUAUGUUUACAAAUCUCCUCCACCACCACCUUACAAGUAUGAGUCACCUCCGCCCCGACCCUACAAGUAUGAGUCACCACCGCCGCCUCCAUAUGUUUACAGAUCUCCUCCACCACCACCUUACAAGUAUGAAUUACCUCCACCCUCUCCAUAUGUUUACAAAUCUCCUCCACCCCCACCUUACAAGUAUGAAUCGCCACCACCACCACCUUAUAAAUAUGAAUCAUCCAAAUCGCCACCACCCCCACCCUACAAAUAUGAAUCACCACCACCACCUCCAUAUGUUUACAAAUCUCCACCACCACCCCUUUACAAGUAUGAGUCACCUCCACCGCGACCCUACAAAUAUGAGUCACCACCACCGCCUCCAUAUAUUUACAUAUCUCCUCCUCCACCACCACCACCCUACAAGUUUGAGUCACCACCUCCACCGCCAGUUUACUAUUAGAGCUUUCAGCCCCCUCCACCACCAUCACAUUAUUUAUAACCUUACAUCAAUGUCGCGUCUCAAACAACAGUUGGUCUUUCAUGUUUUCCAGUCUUUGUCAACAAUUCCAUCUACAAAUAAAGUUCUUUCCCUCUCCUAUUAU